This is a messenger RNA of Juglans microcarpa x Juglans regia, 579 nucleotides long. RefSeq names its product ubiquitin-60S ribosomal protein L40. Gene Ontology annotation, cellular component: nucleus; ribosome; cytoplasm. The record is from RefSeq and is a predicted model, not a curated record. Gene Ontology annotation, biological process: translation; modification-dependent protein catabolic process; protein ubiquitination. The transcript has 5 exons. Gene Ontology annotation, molecular function: ubiquitin protein ligase binding; protein tag activity; structural constituent of ribosome. Lineage: Eukaryota; Viridiplantae; Streptophyta; Magnoliopsida; Fagales; Juglandaceae. The coding region runs from base 88 to 474 and encodes 128 amino acids.
AUAUAUAUAUAAAAGCGUUUCUGUCAUUUGCUACUUCCUCGGCAAUCCCUUUCGCCUGGAAGGAAAUAGGUAGGAAGGAAGAGAAGGAUGCAGAUAUUCGUGAAAACCCUAACGGGGAAGACCAUAACUCUCGAGGUCGAGAGCAGCGACACGAUCGAUAAUGUCAAGGCUAAGAUCCAAGACAAGGAAGGAAUUCCACCGGAUCAGCAGCGCUUGAUAUUCGCGGGAAAGCAGCUCGAAGAUGGCCGAACCCUAGCCGACUAUAACAUUCAGAAAGAAUCGACACUGCAUCUUGUACUGAGGCUUCGUGGUGGUAUCAUAGAGCCUUCUUUGAUGGCAUUGGCCCGUAAAUACAAUCAAGAGAAAAUGAUUUGCCGCAAAUGUUAUGCUCGUCUUCACCCAAGGGCUGUAAACUGCCGGAAGAAGAAGUGUGGUCAUAGCAAUCAGUUGAGGCCGAAGAAGAAGAUUAAGUAAACUCUGGACCACUGUUGUGUUUUGCAUCUCUGCGUAAUUGAAAUUCAAUAUUAGAACCAAGAUAACCAGUAUAUUGUUUACAUCGUUAUUAAUUUUUCUCUUAAU